Bactrocera dorsalis (oriental fruit fly) is the source of this 1994-nucleotide messenger RNA. RefSeq lists its product as uncharacterized. The transcript is spliced from 3 exons. The record is from RefSeq and is a predicted model, not a curated record. Bases 715 to 1752 code for a protein of 345 amino acids. Lineage: Eukaryota; Metazoa; Arthropoda; Insecta; Diptera; Tephritidae.
GAGCGGUUCAAUUCGACGCGAAACGUGUGCGCUUUUGGUUUGACGGCGACAGCAGCCGAAACGGGAAUAUUUUUCAACCGCACUAACAGUAAUGCAAUUAUAAAUUUGAAGGCGCUUUUUACCAAGUGAACUAAUUGUUGAGACUCGGUUCAAGUUUACACAAGUGAAGUGAAACAUUCUGCAAAUCACGUACAAGAACGCAGCUCACGAGCAAAGCGACAAAUAAAAAUUCAAUUUAUUGACAAUUUCGCAACUUGCAGCGUGCGUUUUCUCACGCUGGUUGCGCCACAUCUAGAUGCACGUGUUCUGUAAAAAUACAAAAAAAAAUUUGCAUACUCGACUCCUUGAGCGCUGGUGUGGCGUUUAAUUAUUCAUAAACUCACAUAUUUUGGAAACGUGACACGCGGACUUGAGGACAGCACAGCGCAUGCGCAGCGCACAUCCUUUGAAAGUGAACGUGAGUGUGUGGAAAGACCUUGCCGAAAAUCGUGUUGAAAUUGAAAACACAUUUUUAAAUUCAUAAAACGUUAAGUGGCGCAGGGAACUUGAGCAAGUGACACGAUAACUUAUAAAUUGCACGAAUUAAAUAAGUAAACAAAUAAUUCACAAACAAAUAAGAAAAGAAAGAAGUGAGUGACAGCUGAAGUACGCUGAAGUUGACGAAAUCGAAAGCAACAACAGCCCACUAAACUGAAGCGAUCGGAGUGCUGCAAUAUGGAUGCGAAGUUACUAAUCGCGCUGGUAAUAGCCAGCAACUGUUACUCCAGCUGUGGCGCAGCUUUGCGGCGCACGCCAAAAGUCUACAAUGCACUCAUUACAACCGACGAUAAUCUGACUUCCAGCCGCGCCUAUCCCGUCAUACAGCCGACAAUACACGAGAGCGGUGUGGCGCACUAUCCCUUCGGGCCAUAUAAUCCGUAUGGUUAUUACUCGCCACCGGUGGUGCGUUUCGGACAACCUAUCGUGCCGGGUUUGCCACCAAGUCCACAGUAUCCUUAUCCAAUACCACAACAACGCUUCCCACCGCAGUUUAUGCCUCAGCCGCCACCAAACAGUGGACCACAGCUGCUGCCCACACCCAGUGAGGCUGCGCAACAGCCGCCGCCACAAGAUGGUUCGCCAGUAGAAGAUGCAGCGCCCACAGCAACACCACCAACCGAAGAGCAACAACCAGUGCAGCCACCAACUCAGCCACCGCCACCGAAAAGUCCCACUUUUAUGCCGCCAUUCGAACCGAAUCCACCCAAGCAGAUGCCUAACGAGAAAUUGCCCAUACCUUUGAACGAAUAUGGCUUGCCACCAUCGCUUAUACCGCUGCAGCAAUACCCAAAUCGUAAUCCCCAGAAUCCGGUAGCACUUCCGCCAUAUGCUUUCAAUCAGUAUCCGGUCAUCUAUGAUCCCAUCACUGGUUAUCGUGAACAAUAUCUACCGCCAUAUCAAUAUUUCCCCAGUCAGCAUCAACAUUUUGCUCUUGGUGGUGUGCCUAAACCACCAUUUCCACAACCACCAACAGCUGCAUCCAUUGGACCAGCAGUCACCCCGCCACCACCACCACCGCAGUAUCCAACACCAACUCAGCCCGAGGAAGCAGCAGCGAGUGAGCCGGAACCACAGCCGGCAGAUCCACCACAGACGCCGCCACCAACUGUCGACUUUGACAGCAUAAAGAAUGCGUCGAAGAGCAAGAACAGCGCUGUGCCGGACGUGCCGCCCCCACCAAUACCAUCAGGCGGCAAGCCGCAGAAAUCCUAACAUGGAAUGUGAAGAAAUGAUUCCGCUUUACUUAAGGCUUAAAGUUCACUAAUCGCAUUUUAAACAAUUAGGAAAAUUCUUAUAAGUUAUUAUUGGUUAAUAAAUACUCGAAUUAAUUUAAUUUAUUGUUAACGAAAUUUUUAGUAAGAAAAUUUUGUAUUUUUGCAUUUAAUUCUUAUUUUCGUACAUCAAUAUUAUAUUGGAUAUAUUGUAGUCAUUAAAACAUUAAUUUGUCAUAAAUA